Molecule: messenger RNA, 885 nt
Organism: Endocarpon pusillum Z07020
Lineage: Eukaryota; Fungi; Ascomycota; Eurotiomycetes; Verrucariales; Verrucariaceae
Exons: 1
Coding region: 1-885 (294 amino acids)
Source: RefSeq, a predicted model, not a curated record
AUGGCUGCGACCUUCGAACGAGAAAGACCUUCGACGAUGCCGGGGCAGACCGAACCCAUAAUCUCGCAUGUUGAAUCUACAUUCCCGCCUGGAGUGUUGCCCGGCUUGGCUUCUAGAUCACCGAUCGGCACACCCUCAGCUUCUCCCCCACCGUACCACAUGAAGGAUGGGCGAUCAGAUUCUCCCACUACUCGACUGCCAGAGGCGAUUGAGCCUCUAGAUGUCACAAGAUCGCAGAUUAUUGCUGAACCAGGCAGAAAACCGACCAAUGCAUACCAUCAGUCAAUUUCUAGUGGUCGUGUCCGAACGAGCGAUGAGGAUCUCGACUGGCCUUUGCCUUCCCCCUUCCGAGAUCAAAGUCCCAAGAAAGAGGCCCCAAAUACACCAUCUCUGGUAACCGUUAGGAAAUCUAGGCCUCCAAGCUCGAACUCCGAGUCGCCUUGGCCCUUACCAUCUCCACCCACGUCCUUAGGUCGUGGAGAAGCACUUGCAGGCUCGUCUAGUCCUGGCCCAGUGCUGAGCAGGGGAGCCCGACAAGCGAGUCCUAGCGCGAGCGAACGAAAUUUGUCACGACAAUCCCCUUUCGACGAUGCAAACGCCAGCGAUAGCGCGUCGGAAUACUCAGUUUCGAUUCGAGACAAGCGGCCUCGAAGCUCCAUGCUCAACGUGCCCGAGGAGAAGCAUAUCAACGACGAUGGCAUCUCGGAAAUGUCGGCCUCAUCACAUGGUAGCAACCGGAGAUCACGCUUGAACCAGCGAGCUUCAGACGAGAUUUCAGCUGUUUCGUCACUGGGCGACAGUGACAAUAUUGGUGGUCAAUUCGAAGCAGGAACGGGAAGUCAGCAGUCAGUGGUUACCGCUUUGCCGCACACCGACGAUACAUGA